CUGCUUAUAAUAUUUUUUUCUAGCUAAAUACGAUAAAUUAAUGUUUCCAUAUUAAUUUCUUUUAAUACUAUUAUGGAUAUCUCACCUGAAAGCAUUUCAGCAUUAAGACAGUCAUUUGAAGAUAAAUUAAACGAACAAAAUGAAGUGUUUCAUCCUAUGGAUCUUGCUAAAAUAAAUAAUUCAGAUUCAUGGCUUAAAAGGUUUUUAAUUCAUACUGAAGGAAAUCAAGAAGAGGCUUUAUCCAUGUUAUGGAAUGUAUGUGAAUGGAGAAAAUCAUUUGGUGUUAAUGAAAUAAGUGAAUCAAAUGGUACAGUAAGAAUUGAUUACUUAGAGGAGGGAAUUAUGUUUCCUCAUGGCGUGGAUAAAGAUGGUAAACUUAUGUUCAUUAUUCAAUGUAAAUUGCAUUUUAAAGCUUCUAAAGAUCCAGAGGAAUGUAAAAAGUGUGCAGUGUACUGGUUUGAAAGAAUGGAAAGGUUAACUAAUGGUGAUCAAAUUACAAUAUUUUUUGAUAUGAUGGGUUCUGGUUUAAGUAAUCUUGAUAUGGAAUUUACAAAUUACUUAAUAAAUUUACUUAAAAUGUAUUAUCCAGCCUUUUUAAAUUACAUUAUAAUUUUUGAAAUGCCAUGGGUUUUAAAUGCGGCUUUUAAAAUAAUAAAAACAUGGUUACCAGCCAAAGCUGUAAAAAAAAUUAAAUUCUUAAAUAAACAAAAUUUAAAUGAAUUUGUAUCAAAAGAAUCAAUAAUGGUCAGUUGGGGUGGUGAAGACAAUUAUAAGUUUAAUUUUGAGCCAGAAACUAAAAAAGUUGAAGAAACCAAGAAAAAGGUUCAUUUUGCAGAAACAAUGGAAGUAAAAAAUGUCUCAGGAGAUACUCGAGAUAUUGUGUGUAUGCCAAAAGAGUUUAAACUGAAAAUUAAUCCUAGUGAAGUACUUGUAUUCAAUAAAGAUAACAACAAUGGCUAUAAUGAAUUAAUGGCAAGCCUCACAUUUGUAAAUGAUUUUAAAGAUCCAAUUGCAUUUAAAAUAAAAACCACUUGUCUUGUUAAGUAUAAAGUUCGUCCAAGUACAGGUACACUUACACCUCAAGAAAGUAUAAAAGUUACUUUUGUACUUAAUGGAAUGUCAAUAAAACAGACUGAUGUGAUGAGAGAUAAAUUUUUAGUACUAGUAAUUCCUAUUGUAGAUACUAAAGAUGUAGCAGAAAUGUGGAAGAUACAAUGGGAAACCAAGGAACAACAUAUUUUGAAAUGUAAAAUUUUAAAUGAAAAUGAAACAGUAAAUACUUGGAAUUCUUAUGAUAAAAAUCAUAAUAAUGAUCUUGAGCAAAAAGUUGACAAAUUAAUGAAUGUGGUUACUACUUUAGAAAUUUCCAAUCGUGUUCUUUCCCAACAUAUGCGUUACGUUAAGUAUUCAUUAUAUAUCAUACUAUUAAUGUGUUUAUUUGCAUUUGGGUUUUUAUGGGCUGUAUUAUCAUAAAUAGUGAAUUCUAGUUAACUGAUUGUUAAACUGAUUUAAUUUAUAUAAUUUUUUUUUUUUAGAAAAA
Molecule: messenger RNA, 1540 nt
Organism: Melanaphis sacchari
Lineage: Eukaryota; Metazoa; Arthropoda; Insecta; Hemiptera; Aphididae
Product: motile sperm domain-containing protein 2-like
Exons: 10
Coding region: 73-1473 (466 amino acids)
Source: RefSeq, a predicted model, not a curated record